CACAUGCACGGGGGGGAGAGAGAUAGAUGAGGAGGCUACGCAUGCGCAUAUGGACGGUGCCCAACGUUUAGCUACUGGGACCGUUGAGGCUCUCUCGGAGGGAGGAGUUCCCGUACAGGAGCGUAGACCACGUGAUGCUGAGGAGCGGGUUCCUUGUUUGAAUCCGCGGCGCAGAGAGGCGGGCGCGCGCCGGGAGCUGGGAGAAAGCGCGCGCGCGCGCGCCGAGCAGGAUGCUGGGUUCAUGUGGCAUGCAACGAUGUCACCAAGAGGUGCUAAAGAAGAACCGGGUGUCACUGGCAAAGCAGCUGGUGUUGAAGGAGUUGCUGGAGCAUCUGAUAGAGAAGGACAUUAUCACCAUAGAAAUGAUGGAAACUAUACAGGCCAAGGCUGGGUGCUUCAGCCAAAAUGUAGAGUUACUGAAUCUGCUGCCCAAGAGGGGCCCCACAGCCUUCUCAGCCUUCUGUGAAGCUCUGCGAGAAACCAAACAGCAGCACCUGGAGGAAAUGCUCUUGAACGCCAUACCCAGCCUGAGCAAUGGGAUUGCAAGGCUGGGCCAAGAUUAUGAGUCAAGUGUCCCGUUCCCAGUUCGUGAAUCCUGCCUCUCACCAAAGAGACCACGCCAGGUUGGUGAGCUAAUGGAGCAUUCCUUGGAUAAUGGAGAUGGUCCUCCUUACAUUCUGGUGAAGCCAUGCACCCCAGAAUUCUAUCAUGCUCACCAGCACUUGGCUUAUAAGUUGAUAUCACAGCCCCGAGGCAUGGCGCUCGUGCUCAGCAACGUGCGUUUCAGCAGUGAGAAGGACUUGGAGUUCCGUUCGGGUGGAGAUGUGGAUUACACUGCUCUGGAGAUGCUCUUCAAGCACCUUGGCUACAGGGUGACUGUCCUGCAUAAUCAAACUGCGCAGGAGAUGCAGAAGGCAUUGCAGAUGUUCUCUCAGCUGCCAGCUCACCGAGAUGUGGAUUCCUGCAUUGUGGCUCUACUCUCGCAUGGCAUCGAGGGUGGGAUUUAUGGAGUUGAUGGCAAGUUACUGCAGUUGCAGGAGAUUUUCACACUCUUUGAUAAUGCAAACUGCCCAAGUCUCCAGAACAAGCCUAAAAUGUUCUUCAUUCAGGCCUGUCGUGGAGAUGAGACAGACCGGGGAGUGGAUCAGAGGGAUGGGAAAGAGCGCUCUGAUUCUCCAGGCUGCGAGGAGAGUGAUGCCAACAAAGAGGAGAAUCCCAGGCUGCGUUUGCCUACACGUUCUGACAUGAUCUGUGGCUAUGCCUCUCUGAAAGGCACAGCUGCCAUGCGAAAUACCAAGCGUGGAUCCUGGUAUAUUGAGGCUCUCACUUCUGUGUUUGCUCAGGAUUCUCAAAACAUGCAUGUGGCUGACAUGUUGGUGAAGGUGAAUAGACUAAUCAAGCAGCGAGAAGGCUAUGCCCCUGGCACAGAGUUCCACCGAUCAGGGUCUACAGCUAUGAAGGACAAGAAGGGAUGCCCCUCCCUGAAGUCAGGAGAGACCUUCCUCCCAGUAAAACAGAAUCUGUCACCAAUGAAAGUCCGUGGUGAAGGUUUUCUCUUUAUUUCCAGUAUACACCCAAGUUUGACACACUCAUCUACUUUGGUUUGGUGGGUUGUUUUUUUUAUUUUUUUUUUAAGUCCUGAUAUUUUGCAUGUGUUUUCUGUAGCCAUAGGAGACAGAUUCAGAUUAGCUGGAAAAGACAUUGUUGAGAUCUAGCUCUGAAAGCAAAGAUAUGUUUCUAUUUUAGAAGUCUAAUUCUGUCUUGGAAAUAUUUUGAAUCUGGGAACUCCAGGCUUGUUUCCCUUAUGAGUUCUAAAUGUGAGUUAGUGCACAGUUUUUCUAACACCCACAUCUAAUUCCUAUGGUUUUCUGACCAUUCAAAUACUUCAGCAGGCUUCUGAUGAGUCUAUAAACUGUCCCAGGCUUGUGGAUUCCUUGUCUUUUGUUUAAGAAAUGUAUAAAUCGUUUUCCUUGCAAAGAGCCUGUCACUUUGUUUCUUCAUCAUAGUGAUUUUUCUUUCCUUUUAAAGUUUCUUUUAAAAAAAGGGGGGAGUUGCAGAAUUCAGCUUCACUUCCCUCCCCACCAUUAAUUUUUGCUCCCCCAACUAUGGGCAGCUAGAGAUCUUUGCUUGUCCAUCGUUCAGUGCCAUCACACAGGGCCAGUCGGAGAGAAGAGAUGGAGUAGGACACUCCAUCUGUUGGAAUCUAUCUAUGCAUUCUCUUUUCCAGUACAGUAACUCCUCACUUAAAGUCAUCCUGGUUAACGCUGUUUCCUUGUUACGUUGCUGAUCAAUUAGAGAACAUGCUCGUUUAAAGUUGCACAAUGCUCCCUUAUAACAUUGUUUG
Messenger RNA from Mauremys reevesii (Reeves's turtle), 2344 nucleotides. It is a transcript of the gene CASP2, whose product is annotated as caspase 2. The transcript has 12 exons. The coding region runs from base 231 to 1715 and encodes 494 amino acids. The record is from RefSeq and is a predicted model, not a curated record. Gene Ontology annotation, biological process: proteolysis; regulation of apoptotic process. NCBI's taxonomy places the organism in Eukaryota, Metazoa, Chordata, Testudines, Geoemydidae.